AUGGCCGUGUCUACAAGGAAACUGUAUUGGAUCACGGCAGGUGUGUUCCUCUUGGUCGUCUUCCUGUCAUAUCACAAAAAUAGCAUUAUACCUUAUACCAACCAGCCCAAGAAUUACAACGAUAAUGACGAGGGCUACGAGAGCUCUGCUAAGGGCGCAGUCUACACUGGCGACAAGUCGACUCCAUCCCCACCGCCGACUGGUUCUCAAUUACCCAACGUCCCUGGCAAAUACGACACCCUUAUUUUGAUCCCCUCGAGUUGGACUCAGAUGCACAAUCGCCAAUGGGUGCGUCAGACCAUCUUUGGGAUCAACAACAACCUAGAGCCGUGCAAGAGGUACGAUGGCAAGAUCAUCUACAAGUUUUAUAUUCAUGGGUAUGCAACUUGGCUGAAGACGCCUAUCCAUUCGGCCGAGUUCAUGCAGGGACAAAUCCGAGAUCUUUACGGCGAGUUCAUGGAAUACAACGACCAUUUCUUCAUCAAUAAGACCGUGACCGAUCGACAUGCGGUUUGGGGUGAUGCCCUUGCUUGGGCUGUUGAGACAUUCAUCCCUCAGGAACAGAUUACAGUGGAUAAGGUCCUGAUUUUCGAUUCCACAACCCUUGUCAACCUGCCUAAAAUGGAAGAACGCGUUAAGACGGCCGUCAACCCGAAUGGAUUCCUCUACACUUGGGGAGCACCAAAGCCCUUUGCUGGCAUGGUCUCGUACAAUGUUGCUGAGCAGAUCGUCAAGAGCCUCACUGCCAUCAGGGAGAAUAAUAAGCUCGAGGACCUCUUCACCGCCUCGACUCUUUAUUUUACUAAACCAGCUCCUAAAUUCAAGGUCGAGAGCGGCCCUGCACAAAUCUGGGCAAGCGACAUUGAUGAACUUCAGACCGCAUCGCAGGCCAUCGGCCCGGUCUACCAGCUCGAGGAUUGGACGCCUAUUGUUCAGAAGCUGGUCAUCCAACCAACAGCACCAUGUGCUGCGGAUACUAGCCGAAAGAAGAACAUUGCACUCCUGACCUCGUCCUAUAUUUAUGUUGAUAUGUGCAUGGCCGAGGCGUCUCUCCCCUCUGCCGCGAACAAGCGCGACUAUGCCGCCAAGCAUGGCUACGACUUUGUGGCCCGUGCUGCAGAAUUCGCACAGGAAGAUUAUACAGGUCGUCGACUGGUUUGGGGAAAGAUUGCGGCUAUCCAGAAGGUCCUUCCACAUUACGAAUGGCUCUUCUGGAUGGACAUGGACGCUGUCAUCGCAGAUAUGGGCAAAGAUCUGCGUGAGAUCAUUCAACGCGCGGAGGAGGCCAGUGUGGGCAAGGAGAUCAGCCUGAUCGUUGCCAGGCCUGUCAAGGACAAGAUGCUGAAUGCUGGAGUCAUGUUGAUCAAGAAUACAAACUGGAGUCGCCAGUUCCUCAAUGAGGUUCAGACCCGGAAGGACUGGUACCGCAAGUCUAGCUAUGAGCAGGCGGCUAUCUGGGAGGCCAUGCUGGAUCCCAAGUGGGCUUCUGGGGUUUAUUUGUUCGAUAAGGACGACCGUACUAUGAACACCUUCCCCAAGCAAUACCGGGAAGGUGACUUUGUCAUUCACUUUGCUCCUGCAGGAUGUCCCUCAGUUUCAGUACUGGAGGCAUUGCAGAAGAUUAAGAAUGGUCAGAGCUUGCUCGGCGUGAAACGUUCAAAUCGUAAUUGA
Gamsiella multidivaricata is the source of this 1671-nucleotide messenger RNA. Its product is annotated as galactosyl transferase GMA12/MNN10 family-domain-containing protein. Lineage: Eukaryota; Fungi; Mortierellomycota; Mortierellomycetes; Mortierellales; Mortierellaceae. The record is from RefSeq and is a predicted model, not a curated record. Gene Ontology annotation, molecular function: glycosyltransferase activity. Bases 1 to 1671 code for a protein of 556 amino acids. Gene Ontology annotation, cellular component: Golgi membrane. The transcript has 3 exons. Gene Ontology annotation, biological process: protein N-linked glycosylation.